Gallus gallus (chicken) is the source of this 4021-nucleotide messenger RNA. It is a transcript of the gene PANX2, whose product is annotated as pannexin 2. The record is from RefSeq and is a predicted model, not a curated record. Lineage: Eukaryota; Metazoa; Chordata; Aves; Galliformes; Phasianidae. Gene Ontology annotation, molecular function: channel activity. Gene Ontology annotation, biological process: positive regulation of interleukin-1 production; monoatomic cation transport.
GGUGCCGCCGCGCGGUACCUCCCGCGGGGACGCGGCCGCGGCGCUGCCCGGGGCCCCGCAACGUGUUGCGCGCCGCUGCCUCUCGCUCGGCGGCUGCAGCUGUUCCCUUUAAAACCUCAAAGGACCUCCGCGCUCCCGCCAUUCAUUCCGGUCCGCUCCUCCCCGCAGCCCCUCUCGCACGCCGCUCGGCGCGGACGGGCGCUCCCAUGCAGGCGCCAGCCGCCCGCUGCAGCACCGAGCAUCGGCCCCGCGCCCGGAGCGGCCGCGUCGCUGCUGGAGGUGCGGGGACCCUUUUCCGGCAGGAAGGUCCGGCGUGAGUUGAUUUGCGGCUUCCGCCGCUAUUUCCGAGCCGCCGGUUCUGCUCGCCAGCCCCCGGGAGCCGAGAGAGGCGCAGCCGCCAGGCCGGGAGCCGCCCGCAGCGCAGCACCGCAGCGCGCCGCCCGCCCCGGGGAGGCCCGGCGGUGUGAGGCCGCCCGCCGCCGCCGCUUAUGCAACACAUCAUCGAUAACCACCCCGACAUGGCCACCGCGCUGCUGGCGGGCGAGAAGCUGAAGGAGCUCAUCCUGCCGGGCCAGCAGGAUGACAAGGCGGGCGCGCUGGCGGCGCUGCUCCUGCAACUGAAGCUGGAGCUGCCCUUCGACCGCGUGGUCACCAUCGGCACCGUCCUCAUCCCCAUCCUGCUCGUCACCCUCGUCUUCACCAAGAACUUCGCCGAGGAGCCAAUAUACUGUUACACACCACACAACUUCACCCGCGAUCAAGCCUUGUAUGCCAGAGGAUAUUGUUGGACAGAAUUAAAAGAUGCCUUGCCAGGAGUUGAUGCCAGCCACUGGCCCUCCUUGUUUGAGCAUAAGUUCCUACCUUAUGCACUGCUGGCUUUUGCUGGGAUAAUGUACAUUCCAGCUCUGGGCUGGGAAUUUCUGGCCUCCACCCGACUGACUUCAGAGCUUAAUUUUUUGCUCCAGGAGAUCGAUAAUUGCUACCACCGUGCAGCUGAAGGACGGGCACCAAAAAUAGAGAAACAGAUCCAGUCCAAAGGCCCGGGGAUCACAGAGAGAGAGAAAAGAGAAAUCAUUGAGAACGCAGAGAAGGAAAAAAGCCCUGAACAGAACUUGUUUGAGAAAUACCUGGAAAGAAGAGGACGAAGUAACUUCUUAGCUAAGCUUUAUCUCGCGAGACAUUUGUUCAUCAUCUUUUUAAGCAUCAUACCAAUCACAUACUUAUCCACAUACUAUGCUACACAGAAGCAAAAUGAAUUUACAUGUGCUCUAGGAGAGCCUCCGGACAAGACGAGCAGCUCCAAAUUGCACAUCAGAGUGAACUGUAAGCUGCCAUCUGUCCAGCUCCAGAGGAUUAUUGCAGGCGUAGAUAUCUUUCUCCUCUGCUUUAUGAACUUGAUCAUCCUUAUCAACUUAAUUCACCUCUUCAUAUUUCGCAAGUCCAACUUCAUAUUUGAUAAACUGAACAAAGUUGGAAUAAAGACCAAGAAACAGUGGCAGAAGUCCCAGUUUUGUGACAUCAAUAUUUUGGCCAUGUUUUGCAAUGAGAAUCGGGACCACAUAAAAUCACUGAACCGUCUGGAUUUUAUUACGAACGAAAGUGAUCUGAUGUAUGACAACGUGGUGCGCCAACUGCUGGCGGCACUGGCCCAGUCUAAUCACGAUGCCACCCCAACCAUGCGUGAUUCAGGGAUCCAGACAAUAGACCCAAGCGUUGACCCAGCAGACAUCGAUGGCAACGAGCAGCUUAUCAUUAAGAGACCAAGGAAGAAGAUGAAAUGGAUCCCAACUACCAAUCCACUUCCUCAGCCUUUCAAGGAGCAGUUAGCCAUUAUGAAGGUCGAAAAUCAUAAACCUGAAAAGCCUAAGCCUGUGCGGAGAAAAACGGCGACAGAUAGCCUUAUUGCUCCCUUGUUAGAAUCUGCUGCAAAAACCUCACAGCAAUCAUCAGCUCAUAAAACUGAGUCAAACGCUGUCCCGAGCACAGGCAGUGAAAAGAAACACACACGGCACUUUUCCUUGGAUGUACAUCCAUAUAUACUCAGUAGUAAAAAAAACCAAGCCAGGAUUCCCGCCAUCCCCUCGAUGCCUACAUCAAAAAGCCAAGAAGGUGGAUUUCUAAACCAGGAAGAGAAUGUCAUAGUACACGUUACCUCCUCUCUCAAAGACACCCCUCAUCCUGCAAAAGAGAUGCUGUACUCAUCUGAGACGUGCAGAACUGUGCCUGCUGCUGGGGCUUUUGUUACAUGCAACCACAACCAUAUAGCCACGACCGCUACGACAAGUAUGACUUUGAACCCAGCCAAAGCAGAACCAGCCCCGGCGCUGAACUGCAACCCCACCCACCCUCUGCUGCACAUCAACACGCUGUACGAGGAUCACGAGGAGGAAGUUUCAAACAUAAUCGACAAUGGGAUUCACUCCCCGACUGACACAGGGGAAAUCCUCUCCAUCCCCACCCCUAAGCAGAUACGGCUGGCAACGUUUGAUGAACCGAUGGCAAUCGUGAGCUCGGUGGAGUACUGAAGCCCCAUGGCUGCUCUCUGGUGGCCAAGCCCAAGGCAGUGCAGUGAGAAGCGUCGUUCCCUUCAACACUGCACUUCACUGCAUGAGCAUGGAGAGCUCUCAUACAAACUAUAGCUCUUGGUAAUAACACCAAACCGUUUUUCAGGAUCACGUCAUGAGCACUGUCAUUUACAACAUAGAAUAAGUAAAACCUGGUGGAAAUAGACCUCUAACACCAAGAAAACCAUUAGCUCUAGCUCUGAACUAUAGCUUCCUGAUUGAAUUGGUUUUAGCACAACUUAUGAACAUCAGGAGUCUGAUGGCAUGCCACAGUAAUUUUAGUGAGUAUUUAAACCGUUUGCAUUCAGAAUCACUGAUGAAAGUUAAAAAGACGUGGAGGUGAGGUAUGCUUUUUUAAUGGCAGUUGUUAAAUAAGAGUGGGUUUUGUUUUUUUUCUAAGCAGAGAGUGGGUUUUUUUUUUCAAUUCAGGAUUACAAAAAAGUUAUAUGCAAUUUUUGUUUGUUUGUUUCUUUAGCUCACUGACGUUGGGCUCGGUGGAGACUUAGCUGAAAGGGCCUUACUACCACCAGCAGCAUUUAAGUGCAAAAGGAAUGGAUACAUUCAACCUCUUGCAUUUAUAAAUGAAAAUACCUGAGGUAUGCCCCGCCCUUUAACCAGCUUUUGUGUGUGAUGGAAGAUGCUGAAAUGAAGAGUUUAUUUUUUUAAAUAUAUUUUACCAUGGGAAAAAAAUUACUUUAAUAACUUUUCAAACCAAGCGUUCGUUGCUUUUAACAAAAUGUGUAGAAGAGAGUCAUUGUAGCUGCUUAUUUUUUCAUAGUGUAUUUAUGAACCAGGUUAGAAACUCCUAUGGGUGCUUCACUGAUGAAAAAUCUUUCAGAGGUUGUUACAAAAUAUCUUACAAAAUAUGAAACCAGCAAAAUCGUAUUCAAAUAACAGGAUUAAGGAAGCCUAUGAAUUUAGGUGUCCAAGCUUGGCUAGUUCUUGAUUCAGCAAACACUUAAGGCUAUGGAUGUCACUGAAAUGACCCAUAUGUUCUUUCUAAAGCUAAGCACAUACUGAAGUGGCUUUGCUGGAUCUGGACUCUAGUGCAAGCAGACAACGAUCCUGCGGUAUGUGCUAUCAUUCUGAUUCAAUAUUUGCCUUCCUUGGCUCAAAGCACAUCUUCAUCCCCAUCUUCCUAUAACUUUGAUAUGUGUGAUUUAAUAGAAAAUUCUAGUAUAACUAAAACAUCUAUUAAAAAUGUAUCAUGCAAUAACCAUUCCCAGCAAAAUGAUAGUGAAACAAAAAGUGACUGUGUCGAAAUAAUAUUACUACCAGAAUUAUGGACUAUGUGUGUUUGCAUCAAAUUAUGUAUAAUGAAUGGUAGAAGAAAUAUGCAGCACAAAUACAGGAUUGAAAUCUUGAAUUUAUUUUUAAUUUAUUACCUCAGACAUGGAUAUAUGAUACCAGUAUUUAAUGAAAAUAGCACUGAAAAUAAAUACAUAUUAUUCUGAAUA